Molecule: messenger RNA, 1205 nt
Organism: Spodoptera frugiperda (fall armyworm)
Lineage: Eukaryota; Metazoa; Arthropoda; Insecta; Lepidoptera; Noctuidae
Product: programmed cell death protein 7
Exons: 4
Coding region: 1-1080 (359 amino acids)
Source: RefSeq, a predicted model, not a curated record
AUGUCUUAUAAUCCUAAUUUUUAUAAUAAUUUUUGCGGAAACAAUUCUACAUUCCAAAGUUUGCCACCUAAUUAUGUGCCACCUCCUCCGCAACCACCUGCAUACUUCAUACCUGCCUCCACUCCUGCUGCCAAACGAGAGAAGCAAGAUCAGGAGUUCCUAAAAACCUUUGAGAAGAGGAUUCCAGUUAGAGAGCUCACUCAGAUUAAUGUAAAACCGCUGUCAAUAUCUGAAGUUCGGGAAAAGAUACGCAAAAUGGUUAUCACUGUAAAUGAAUUGAAGGCUAAAGAGAAAAUGCUUAGCAAAAACAUAAGUACAUUGUCUGAAGAUGAGUGGAGAUCUAACAUGAAAGAAGUGGAGGAAAACCAAGCUCUGAUUAAUAAAACCCUGACUAUACUCAAUGGUCCGUACUUAGACUUACUACGGAAGCUUCUAGCGAAGAGGGCAGCCAAGAGAUUGCGUCUAAGGAAAGCUAACAUGGACAGGAAGAGAGAGAAGGAAGAAAGAAUGAAAGAGAUGAAAGAGCGGUCUCGGAAGAUUGAUGAGAACUUGCAGAAAAUCAAAGAUGACAUCAAUAAAGCUAAGCAGGAAGCUGAACAGAAACUGCAAGCUGAUAUGGUUUUAAAAGAAGUUCUCCGCAAGAAGAGUGAUGCCAAGAAAUGUCUGACUAAACUGGAUGCUCUCGUGAAACUGCGCAAGGCUAGACAAAACACUGCCGCGGGGAGGGGUGAGAGUGUGUCGGAGAGUGAUGAGGCUGCCUUCCUCUCGCAUAUUGAAAAACUAAAAUCACUUUGGGAACGUAAGCUUGUACUGUACGAGAAGGAAGAGGUGGAACUGCGUGCUCAGCUAGACGAGGACUCGGAGAGGCAAUACUCCAUGUUGGCAGAGGCAGAACAACAUGUCGCCACCAACCUCAACCUCUGGAGGACGGCACUCUUUGGAGGGAAGCUGCCACAGGUCGAUUUUGCAGGCGACGUCGCUAAGUUUAUUGCAGUCAGAUCACAGUGGGAUCGCUACAUCAGCAAGGAAGGAACUCGCCUGCCUGUCGGCUGGGUCCCUCCGUCCACGAGACCUGCGUGAAUUUGUGCACGUUUGUUCCAACACUACAGUAUUUGGAUGUAAUCUAAUAUUUAUUUGCAUGUUAUAUAUGUGGCCUUAAUUGCAAAGCUUUUUAUUACAAAUAAAGAAUGCAUUUACUAUUCAAU